Pseudopodoces humilis (Tibetan ground-tit) is the source of this 1826-nucleotide messenger RNA. It is a transcript of the gene DEF8, whose product is annotated as differentially expressed in FDCP 8 homolog. Lineage: Eukaryota; Metazoa; Chordata; Aves; Passeriformes; Paridae. The record is from RefSeq and is a predicted model, not a curated record.
GGGCCGGGAUGGGUGGACGGUGCCGGACGGUGGCAAUGGCGUCAGAUGAGCGGCUGGCCCGCUUCCGCCAGGCCCACCUGAACCCCUUCAACAAGACCCCUGAGCAGCUGGAGCGCCCCGACGGAGAAUCCCCUGCCCCAGCCCAGCAGCCGGAUCCCACCCCAGGGGACCCCGAGGGCGCCCUGGACCUGGGGCUGGCCGAGGACCACUUCUCCCGCCCUGUGGGGCUGAUCCUGGCGUCGGACGUGCCGCAGCUGCGCCGGGCCAUCGAGGAGUGCAAGCGGGUGAUCCUGGCGCUGCCCGAGCACUCGGAGCGGCAGAAGGACGCCGUGGUUCGGCUCAUCCACCUCCGCCUCAAGCUGCAGGAGCUGAAGGACCCUGGUGAGGAUGAGCCCAACAUCCGGGUGGUCCUGGAGCAUCGUUUCUACAAGGAGAAGAGUAAGAGCGUCAAGCAGAUGUGUGACAAGUGCAGCACCAUCAUCUGGGGGCUCAUCCAGACCUGGUACACCUGCACAGGCUGCUACUACCGGUGCCACAGCAAGUGCCUGCCGCUGGUGAGCCGGCCGUGCGUGCGGGCCCAGGUGAGCCACCAGGCCGAGUACCAGCUCAGCAUCUGCCCCGAGAGUGGGCUGGACAGCCAGGACUAUCGCUGUGCCGAGUGCCGGGCCCCCAUCUCCCUCCGGGGGGUGCCCAGUGAGGCCCGGCAGUGCGACUACACCGGCCUCUACUACUGCUCCAGCUGCCACUGGAACGACCUGGCCGUGGUGCCCGCCCGUGCCAUCCACAACUGGGACUUCGAGCCCCGCAAGGUGUCGCGCUGCAGCAUGAGGUACCUGGCACUGAUGGUGUCACGGCCGGUGCUGAAGCUGCGGGAGAUCAACCCACUGCUCUUCAACUACGUGGAGGAGCUGGUGGAGAUCCGGAAGCUGCGCCAGGACAUCCUGCUGAUGAAGCCCUACUUCAUCACCUGCAAGGAGGCGAUGGAGGCACGGCUGCUGCUGCAGCUGCAGGACCGGCAGCACUUUGUGGAGAACGAUGAGAUGUAUUCGCUGCAGGACCUGAUCGACAUCGAGGCCGGGCGCCUUGGCUGCUCCCUCACCGAGAUCCACACACUCUUUGCCAAGCACAUCAAGCUGGACUGCGAGCGAUGCCAGGCCAAGGGCUUUGUCUGCGAGCUGUGCCGGGAGGGCGACGUGCUCUUCCCCUUCGACAGCCACACCUCGGUCUGCGCCGACUGCUCCGCCGUCUUCCACAGGGACUGCUACUACGACAACUCCACCACCUGCCCCCGGUGCACCCGGCUGAGCCUGCGGAAGCAAUCCUUGUUCCAGGACUCGGUCACGGAGGCAGAGCCCUGAGGGGGGUUUGGCCCCACGGUGGGGUCUCAGGCCCAAGACUGCCCCCCACCCACCACAGGGCCCUGGGAUGGACACAAUCAACCCAGUGGUGGCCCUGGCUCUGGGAUCCUCUGCUCGUGGAAAUAGCAGCACUGCCGGGAGGGAAUCACUGCUGGACCCCAGUCAUUCCCGGGAGCAUGGAGAGCCUCACCGGAGGGGCCAGGAUCGGGUUAACUGGGAUCCGGUUAACGCCCCACCGCGGCUCCUGCCGUCCCUGCCUGGAGCCGGGUGCGGGCAGGGAUGGAGUGCAGGCCGGGGCUGGUGCUGCGCUGUCCUGGAGUCACUGCUGCUGUCGGGAGGGCUCAGCCCUGGCACCGGGAUGGCACCGAGUCCCUCCCACACCCAGCACUGGACUCUGGUCCCUCCCCACCACCGUUACCGGGGCCUAACCCCGCGGGGGAUGUUGCGGGAUGUUCCCCGGGCUGGACC